Molecule: messenger RNA, 301 nt
Organism: Nicrophorus vespilloides
Lineage: Eukaryota; Metazoa; Arthropoda; Insecta; Coleoptera; Silphidae
Product: autophagy-related protein 16-1-like
Exons: 2
Biological process (GO): autophagosome assembly
Cellular component (GO): autophagosome membrane
Molecular function (GO): protein binding
Source: RefSeq, a predicted model, not a curated record
CAUACGCUAACGGGACAUUCCGGCAAGGUGCUCGCCGCAAAAUUCCUGGGAGAGCCGUCCAAAGUGGUGACUGGUAGUCACGACCGUACAUUGAAAAUCUGGGAUCUCAGAAGUCGAGCAUGUAUUGAAACGAAAUUCGCUGGGUCCAGUUGCAACGAUCUGGUCACGGUCGAUGGAGCCGGAUCCAUCAUCAUCAGCGGACAUUUCGACAAGAGGAUCCGAUUCUGGGACACCAGGACCGAAUCCAGCGCGCACGACAUCGUCCUCAACGGAAAAGUCACCUCUUUGGACUUAUCCAGGG